Molecule: messenger RNA, 1194 nt
Organism: Misgurnus anguillicaudatus (oriental weatherfish)
Lineage: Eukaryota; Metazoa; Chordata; Actinopteri; Cypriniformes; Cobitidae
Source: RefSeq, a predicted model, not a curated record
GUUCUUAAACAUGCAGAUACUCUGGAGUUAAAUGUUCAAGGCUCUGCUCCUCUGGUUGUUCCUCUGGGAGGUUCAGUGGUUCUGCCCUGCUAUGUUGAAACACCCUUAAUAAUGGAAAGUGUGAGGGUGGAAUGGACAAGAACAGAUUCAGACAUUUUGGUUCAUCUAUUUAAAAAUGGAGCUAUCAGACCAGAGUCUCAACAUCAAGAUUAUCAUGAUAGAGCUCAUUUCUUCACUGAAGACAUUAAACGUGGAAACUUCUCACUCCUGUUGAACAAUCUGACAGCUGAAGAUAAGGGGGUUUAUAGAUGUAAAGUUUACAGCAACAAGGAUGCUCACAAAACUUUGGUUACAAUAAAAGAUGUUGAAUAUUUGAUAGUAUCAGGAUCAGAUCAGUUGAUAUCUGCAUAUGUGGGUGAUGACGUCACUCUGAGCUGCUCUGUGAACUCUCACAUCAAACCUGAAGAGAUUGAAGAGGUUUCAUGGAAGAAAAGAGAUAAAGAUGAAGAAAUCCCGGUUCUUCUCUAUCAAAACAAGACUUUACCAGAUGCAUCAGAUGAUCGAUACAGAGACAGAGUUGAGUUCUUCACUGAUGAAAUCCACAGAGGAAACUUCUCUCUCAGACUGAAGAGAGUCAGAACUGAAGAUAAAGGAGUUUACAUCUGUCAAGUGUUUACUGGACGACUUUCAGCAAACACAACUGUAAUACUGGAGAGACUGGGUUUCUCAGCUCUACAUAUAUUGGUGUUGACUCUCUGUAUUGCUGCCUGUGGAUCGGCUCUUCUGUUCUGCCCUCUCACAUACUGUACAUUAAAUAAUAAAGGCAUAAAGGUGCUGCUUCAUGUUUGUCUUCACUGUUGCCCGAAUAUUAUGAUGUUUCUGGCUUUGGUCCUCUGGUAUGCUGCUGAAGGAUCUUUGCUUGAGACAGUCUCUUGCUGUACGCUCUAUAUUUUGAGGCCUCUGAGGUUGUUUUGGGUUACACCCCAUAUCAGUGAUUUUCCAGACACAAUAAUUAACCUAAUCAAGUCUUCACAUGCUGAUCAGUAUUUUCCUGCUGUCACAGUAGCAAUGUUUUCAGCUCUGUUGGCAGAACAUUUCAAAGACAUCGACACAUUCACUGUGGUGUUUAUCUGUGUGUCACUGGUCCUGCUGUGUCUGAGCUUUGUCAUAAGUGAGUGAACUCACCUCAAAUGU